AUGACCACUGUGCCGACACCCUACGUCCAGCACCACUCUCCACGCCAGCGCCGCUACUCUCCGCCUGCGCCCCCGUGCCUCCCACCGGGCCACUUCGCUAGCGCCGCCCGCUGCAGCACUAGCCGUCGAGCGCGGCGCUCGCCGCCGACUUCUCACGCGGCCGCGUCGUCGACCCACGUCCCCACCGGCUGGGGUUCAACGGGAGAAGGAACCGAUGGACGCGCUCAUGGCGAGCUACGCGUCCGACACCGACUCUGACGGCGGCGAGUCUGCUUCCGUCUCUGGAGGCGCCCCGGAGGUCCCGGAACCUUCGGCCUUGCUCCCACCUCCUCCCCUCGACCUCCUCCAGCCCCCCAACUUCGUAGAUUACUCGGCGAUGGCGCAGGGGGGUCGCGUCCGGAGCUUCCCCCAUGUGGAAGGCAACUAUGCUGUACAUGUUUAUAUCCCUGUCGUCAUACCUUCUGAUGCAAGGAAACAACUGGCUCUUUCUAUGAAAAGAGCUGCAUCUCUUGUGCCGGAUCUCUAUGCCGUUGAUGCAGACUAUGCGCUUUCUGAAUUGUGCAAAGAUGAACAGAAGCUUGAGAAAGUGCUUCUGAGCAGGGAGUUUCAUGUAAGCUUGGGAAGACCUGUUGCAGUUCAGGUGCAUCAGAUUGACUCAUUUAUUGCAAUGCUUCGCCAGAAGUUCCAGCCACAACAACAGUACUGGAUGGAGUUCAAUAAAUGGGAGCACUUUGUCAAUGAUGAUUGUACACGGUCAUUUGUUUCACUAGAAGUUACAAGAACUGGUUUGCCAGAGAUAACGAGGCAGAUACUUAUGGUAGAUGAAGUGUAUCGAUUGCAUGGUCUUCCUGAAUUUUACACGAAUCCACGGCCACAUAUAUCGUUGGUGUGGGCAUUGGGUGAUGUCAGCGGCAAACUAAAGCAGGCACUAAAGGACAUUGAAAAAUAUCAGAGCAGUAUGAGCUCAUUGCAAAAAUGUAAUGUUCGAUGCAAGUUCAGUCGUGUAGUUUGUAAAGUAGGCAAGAAGGUGCAUGAUAUCUGUAAAGUUGCAGAUUGAAACACACAUGAAUUACGCUCGAUAAGCUUCGAGGUA
Messenger RNA from Zea mays, 1093 nucleotides. RefSeq lists its product as uncharacterized. Bases 215 to 1057 code for a protein of 280 amino acids. Gene Ontology annotation, biological process: U6 snRNA 3'-end processing. The record is from RefSeq and is marked provisional. The transcript is spliced from 6 exons. Gene Ontology annotation, molecular function: 3'-5'-RNA exonuclease activity. Lineage: Eukaryota; Viridiplantae; Streptophyta; Magnoliopsida; Poales; Poaceae. Gene Ontology annotation, cellular component: nucleus.